UUGUUAAACAUAUGUUAACACAAACACAUUUUUUUUUCAGCGUCAGACCACCAUGAUGGCGGCACAUACUCCGAAGAGGCUGGAGAUUCAAGCCUUAGAAAGCUUCGUCUUCAUGGUUUUAGGCAGUUCUGCACUUCCAUUCAUGAAACUGCCACUCCCACAGAUUGACAAGGUUAUGAGCGAUGCGAGGCCGAUCCUGUUAGACACCAUCAUUCUGCACACGGACACAGAGGCUGAGAAAAGGAAAGUUUUGACGGAACACCUGCUCAAGUUGAAGAAAUGGUGGGAAAGAAACGAGUGGCUCGGCAGUCAAGACACAGAAAUCCGCAAGCAAAUCAAGGAAUGCUUCACGAGAGAACUAGAGCUCAUAGACCCCGUGUGUGAGUUCCCGCUCUUCAGGUUCGUGCUGCAGCUGAUUUUCUCCAAGAAGGCCGGGAGCACAGCUGAUGCAGCAGAGUGCCCAGAUUACCCCAUGAUUCACCUGGAGCUUCCACGCAGUCUUUGUCAUGAUUACUGUGACUUUUUGAAGCCUCUGGGCCCAUUUGGAAUUGAAGAAAUGUCAACACAGCACUUGCUUUUUGGAGAUUCAGAACCAUGGCUUAUUAUUAUUAAGAACUCACCUUUGCUUAAGAAGGUGCACUUUCGAAAUAACAUCUCCGAAGAAAUACUGAUCAGUGUUGGUUCAUAUUGCAAGAUGAUUGAUACUUUUAUUCUUGAACAAGUAUUUGGCAGGAUGCUGGUUCCAAUUGAUUGUUUAUACAAAACCUUUUUCUCAGGACUUGAUUACAAAACUGUCAGUGAGAUUUCUAAGAGACCGUCCAGCACAAAGGAUGUCAGCUUGUCAUUUCCUAGGCUUAAGUGGAUUGAUGUCGGUUGGAAAGCUUAUCCCCAGAACAUGGUUACAAGAUACUCCUUAGCCGAGUUUAUUUAUAAUAUUUUAUAUUAUUAUCCGAAUGUUGUAAAUGUAUCAUGGCAUUUGUUAAGACCAUUCAUGGUUCAUAUUCCUAGUCAGAUCCCAGAACACUGCAAAGAUUUAACAUAUAGUAUGAGACAUGUACAUUUUAGUGGUCUGAUGCCUUGGAUACAGCAUCAUGUAUCUAGUCUGUCAAGUAGUGAAAAAAUUAUUUCAUAUUUUAAAGAGUUGCAGCAUAUUACUUUGUGUAAUUGUGUGGAUGUUAGAACAGAUGCUGAAAGCGUUAAAGAAGAAGCAAAAUUUGCCGAAAUUUGGUUACCAAAAUUUAGGUGCAGCAGUCUCACAGUUCAUGUGCCAUUUACACCACCUGAGGAUGUAAGAGACGGUGAUGUACUCUCUGUAUAUUCCUCUCUCUUUGGAGAAAUUGGUAACAAUCUUACUGCACUCCACUUUCAUUUACACAUAGAGAUAGGUGUGCGAGAACUAUGCCAGGCAAUCAACCUAUGUCCCUCAUUAAAGUUGCUUGAACUAAGAAUGUAUGAAAGCAUCCAUGCUCAGAGUGAAGGAGACAUCUCUAUAAAGACACUCCACAGCUUAGAGUCACUUAGUGUUACCUAUACUUCACUCAGUGGUACUGCGUACAUACACACUUUGAUAGAAAAACUAAUUCGGGCAUCUCCAAAUUUAAAAAGCUUAGAAUUGGUACUAGAGCAUGCUCCAUGUGAGUGGUUAAUGAUGUUAGCCAUAAACAAAUUAAUCAUUGGCAUCCACACUCUACGCCUAAGUUUUAGAGCUCAUCCAUUGAUUAUACCACGCACCCAUAACACAAGAAGAAGAAAUAUUCAAGCUUCAUUUUAUGUGCCAUUUAUAGAACAGCUUCCACAUCUAGAGGUACUUAUGCUUGGUUUAUUGCCUUUUGAGGUGUUUUCCCAAGUUAGAAUGAUUUAUCAUACUUCUCAAUUGCGAAUAAUUGCAAGAGGUACACCAUAUAUAGGUUACAUUGUCUUAGACUCCUGAUCUUCAUGGCAUGCAAUGCAUAGAGAAGUAUGUAGUUUUUUACUUGUUCUAAAAGAGCUUAUAUUACUUUAUUGUUUAUAUUAUAAAGGAAAUACUUAGCUUGAGUUUUACUUUUGACAUGAAGACUAUAUGAGAAAUAUAGAUUUAAAAACAUUAUCUGUGAUUUAGUACAAGAUUAAGAAAGUUUAUUUUGGGUGCAUGCAGGUGUGCAUUACUCAUUUAUUAUUAUGUGUGUGUGUGUGUGUGCAUAUGUGGGUGGGUUUGUGUGUGGGUGCAUGCAUGCAUGUAUGCGUGUGCAUGAUAUAAGGGCACAGAUAUGACAGGGUGGGAGUGAGACCACUGUUGUCUGGUAGCAACGGACAUGGCAUGGGACACCUUUGGUCCUCUGAAAGAUCUAAGGUGUCCCAUGAAAGAGAGCAAUACAGAGAAGUUGAAGAUAAUGUAGAAGGAAAGAAAGAGUAAAAACUGUAUUGUAGCAUUUUUUAUAAGAAUUCUGUUAUCCAGUGUCAUUGUUAACAAAAGCUGAAAAUGUAAAAAAUAUCAAAUAAAAGUCUCAUUAACCUAA
This is a messenger RNA of Penaeus indicus, 2495 nucleotides long. RefSeq lists its product as uncharacterized. The coding region runs from base 53 to 1930 and encodes 625 amino acids. NCBI's taxonomy places the organism in Eukaryota, Metazoa, Arthropoda, Malacostraca, Decapoda, Penaeidae. The transcript has 4 exons. The record is from RefSeq and is a predicted model, not a curated record.